This is a messenger RNA of Ostrinia nubilalis (European corn borer), 10420 nucleotides long. RefSeq names its product proline-rich protein 36 (gene Alh). The transcript has 41 exons. Gene Ontology annotation, cellular component: nucleus. Bases 292 to 4482 code for a protein of 1396 amino acids. The record is from RefSeq and is a predicted model, not a curated record. Gene Ontology annotation, molecular function: histone binding; nucleosome binding. Gene Ontology annotation, biological process: regulation of transcription by RNA polymerase II. NCBI's taxonomy places the organism in Eukaryota, Metazoa, Arthropoda, Insecta, Lepidoptera, Crambidae.
AUAAUUUUCUUACAAAAGCGUCAACAAAACAAAAUGCUCCCAGUUUCCAAUUUUACUUCAUCAUGGCUUGUGAGAGUGUCUAAUGGCAGCCGGGUAUUUCUUCUCUAGUAGCUUGGGGGGUCUCACAGUUUAAUUUUAUUUGUGAAUAGUAAACGGUUACAGUUUUGUAUCACGUCCGACGGUUCCAAUUUUAAUUUAACAUAAUCACAUGAGUUUAGAUUGUGUCGUUUUGACUUCAUUUUUGUCGUUAUUGGUAGGCGCAGGGUUUGAAUCAAUAAUGCGGUGUCCAAUAUGAAGGAGAUGGUAGGAGGAUGCUGCGUGUGCUCGGACGAGCGAGGGUGGCCAGACAACCCGCUGGUAUACUGCGACGGGAAUGGGUGCACCGUUGCAGUCCACCAAGCAUGUUAUGGUAUUGUGACUGUACCGACUGGACCGUGGUUCUGCCGAAAAUGUGAAUGCCCUGACAUUAAAGGCAAAGUGAAAUGCGAGCUAUGCCCAUCGAAGUCGGGAGCUCUUAAACGGACCGACACAGGGGGCUGGGCCCACGUAGUCUGCGCCCUGUACAUCCCAGAAGUGAGGUUCGGCAAUGUCACCUCUAUGGAACCAAUCGUUCUGAGACUCAUCCCCCCGGAGAGAUACAACAAGACUUGUUACAUCUGCCACGACCAGGGCAAGACUCAUCGUUCGACAGCUGGGGCUUGCAUGCAGUGCAACAAAUCAGGGUGCAAACAACAGUUUCACGUGACCUGUGCCCAAAGCCUGGGACUGCUUUGCGAGGAAGCCGGUAACUACCUGGACAACGUAAAAUACUGCGGAUACUGUCAACACCACUACAGUAAACUGAAAAAAGGCGGGAACGUGAAGACCAUACCGCCUUACAAGCCGGUCUCACACGACAGCCAGUCGAGCGAUUCCAGUGGCGAGAAAGAGGACGACGCCUCCUCCGUGCCAGGGGGCAGCGGCACUCCCACGCAGGCCACCAAAUCCAAAGGGCCGGGUCGCAAGUCCAGCGCUGCUGCUGGGAAGAGCAAUCCCAGCACCACCAAGACUGCCACCGUCACUAGCCAAUCUUUGGAGGCGAGUCAGGACCCGGCGGAUGCUCCCAUUUUAGGCCGCAAACAGAAAUCCUCGGACAAAAGUGGGAAGCAGCACUCUGAUAAGAAGAAGCCUUCGCCGUCCCGCCGUGGGUCCUCAGCAGGAGACGGAGGCUCCAGCAGCAAGGCUAGCACGCCGGCUCCCUCGCCGCAGCACCCGCCACCGGAGCCCCAGCCGUCCACAUCCAAAGCGGCCGGCGGUUCCACGCCCGGUCCCAAGGCGACCCCGCCGCCCGCGUCGCCGACCGCCGCUAAAGUAGCCGAGCCAGUCGGCGUCAUCAACACAGCGCCGCCAGCGUCUUCCAUACCGCUGCCGACUACUCCUGCUACUUCUGUUACUCAAACUAUAACUACAUCAGUGGUGCAUAGUAUCCCGACGAGCAAGCCGCCGUCUUCGUACCAGGAGUCGGUGAUAACCAACACAGACGCGAUCGACACCAAGCAGACAAAAAAGCGCAAAGCCAUAUCUGCCGCUAACACGCCUACUGCUACUCCAGUUGACUACACCUCCACCGCACCGCAAGUAGUGCCCAACGAGGUGAAUCCACCACCGAGCGUGUGGGAGGGGCCUCAUCCCGGCAACAACGAGAUACAACACGACCCCAUGGAUAAAAUUAUUAAGAAGGCCAAGACGGAUGGAUCCGAGGCAGUGACCAUGCCCGCACACUUUUCGAGCCUGAGUCCGGCGCCGCCGCCGCCGCCGCCGCCGCCUGCGCACAGCCCGGCAUCCAACCCUAGCCCCAGGCACCUGCCGAGCCCGAUGCCAGGUCCCAGCGGCAUGAAUACAGCGUCCACAAUUCGCUCGCCCCAACCUCCCCCACAGGCCGGGAAGGAGCGCAAUGUGCAGGGGCAUAGGUCGCUGCUCGUCUCCGUGCCCUUACCGUCUACCAGCCAUGGACUCAACCUCUCGACGCACGCGCAGGUUCCACCAUUACAGACAAGGGUAUCCGCUGCCUCAGACUUGUCGAGGCUCUCCCCUCACAUAUUCCAUCAACCGCAGAAGCUGGCGGCUAUGGAGCCUAGUAUGUCCAGUCACAUCCCGCACAACGUUCCCGGCCGCUCGGCGUGGGGAGGUCUAAACGUCGCCUACGAGAUGCAACAGGAUCCCAACAAGCCAGGAGUGAGCGGUGUGCCUGGUACCAGCAAAGACAUCAACCUGGCAGGUAUACCGAUGCCGCCGGCCGCGAUCCGGACGAAGAAACGCGCGGCGAUGGCCGCCUCAGUCGUCAACAUGGCCACCGCGCCGCCGCCGCCGUCGCCGAUGCGUGGUGCAUACAAAAAUCGACUCAGAGGCUCGGUGACUGAGACCGUGACGUCGCAAAGUCUGGCCAAUGUGAGGCGCGCGCCGCAGCCGACGCCGCCGCCUCUGUACCAAGAAACUAUAAGAGACUCCCCACCCGUAUCGCCGAGUUCGGAACGUCCGCUGAGACAAAAAUUGGACGCUAACCGACUAGGAGUGAACUGCACGGCGCCGCAUAUGCUGGGCAACGAGCUCAAUCCAGAGAGCGGAGCCGCCGCUCGCUUGCAGGAGCAGCUGACGGCCGAGCUGGCUGCGCACGCGGCCGGCGGCGCCGGGCCCGACUCGCUGGUACCGCCGCCGCUCAUCAACAAGGCGGCCGCGGAGCAGCUGACGGCCGAGCUGGCUGCGCACGCGGCCGGCGGCGCCGGGCCCGACUCGCUGGUGCCGCCGCCGCUCAUCAACAAGGCGGCCGCGGAGCAGCUGACGGCCGAGCUGGCUGCGCACGCGGCCGGCGGCGCCGGGCCCGACUCGCUGGUGCCGCCGCCGCUCAUCAACAAGGCGGCCGCGGAGCAGCUGACGGCCGAGCUGGCUGCGCACGCGGCCGGCGGCGCCGGGCCCGACUCGCUGGUGCCGCCGCCGCUCAUCAACAAGGCGGCCGCGGAGCAGCUGACGGCCGAGCUGGCUGCGCACGCGGCCGGCGGCGCCGGGCCCGACUCGCUGGUGCCGCCGCCGCUCAUCAACAAGGCGGCCGCGGAGCAGCUGACGGCCGAGCUGGCUGCGCACGCGGCCGGCGGCGCCGGGCCCGACUCGCUGGUACCGCCGCCGCUCAUCAACAAGGCGGCCGCGGAGCAGCUGACGGCCGAGCUGGCUGCGCACGCGGCCGGCGGCGCCGGGCCCGACUCGCUGGUGCCGCCGCCGCUCAUCAACAAGGCGGCCGCGGAGCAGCUGACGGCCGAGCUGGCUGCGCACGCGGCCGGCGGCGCCGGGCCCGACUCGCUGGUGCCGCCGCCGCUCAUCAACAAGGCGGCCGCGGAGCAGCUGACGGCCGAGCUGGCUGCGCACGCGGCCGGCGGCGCCGGGCCCGACUCGCUGGUGCCGCCGCCGCUCAUCAACAAGGCGGCCGCGGAGCAGCUGACGGCCGAGCUGGCUGCGCACGCGGCCGGCGGCGCCGGGCCCGACUCGCUGGUGCCGCCGCCGCUCAUCAACAAGGCGGCCGCGGAGCAGCUGACGGCCGAGCUGGCUGCGCACGCGGCCGGCGGCGCCGGGCCCGACUCGCUGGUGCCGCCGCCGCUCAUCAACAAGGCGGCCGCGGAGCAGCUGACGGCCGAGCUGGCUGCGCACGCGGCCGGCGGCGCCGGGCCCGACUCGCUGGUGCCGCCGCCGCUCAUCAACAAGGCGGCCGCGGAGCAGCUGACGGCCGAGCUGGCUGCGCACGCGGCCGGCGGCGCCGGGCCCGACUCGCUGGUGCCGCCGCCGCUCAUCAACAAGGCGGCCGCGGAGCAGCUGACGGCCGAGCUGGCUGCGCACGCGGCCGGCGGCGCCGGGCCCGACUCGCUGGUGCCGCCGCCGCUCAUCAACAAGGCGGCCGCGCUGGCCCUAGAGCCGCCGCCUGCAGGAGCAGCUGACGGCCGAGCUGGCGGCGCCGGGCCCGACUCGCUGGUGCCGCCGCCGCUCAUCAACAAGGCGGCCGCGAGCGGCGGGCAAGGCCGUGGCACUUCCAGCGCCCAGAGCCUCGACCAGCUGCUGGAAAGGCAGUGGGAGCAGGGCUCGCAGUUCCUCAUGGAGCAAGCGCAGCAUUUCGACAUCGCAUCACUGCUAUCAUGCCUGCACCAGCUGCGCACUGAGAACGUGCGACUUGAGGAACACGUCGGCAACCUGCUUCAACGCCGCGACCACUUGUUGGCUGUCAACGCGCGACUCGCCAUACCGCUUUCCACCGGACAAUAUGUAGACGGUGUACAGAUGCACACUGCGUACAACGCCAGCGGAGUCCCGGUAUCGGGGCCGCCGGGACCGGACCCGCCGCGUCUGCAGCGCGACAACUCGCAGGUGCGAGCGCCGUCGGCAUCCGUGCGAGCACCCGAGACCAUCACUUCGGAGCGCCCACACCAGCUCAUGAUGCGGGAGGUGCAGCAAAAGCCCAGCUGAAAUGAGUUUCGCGGCGGCGGGGACGGCCGGGGCCCGCCCGCGGUCCCGGACGGGCCCGAGGCGCUGCACGCCGUCCAGACGUACAUUAUGUACGAGCAGCGGCGGCGGCCCGACUUCUCCAUCGACUCCAUACUCAAGUACGACCACUAAGCCACCGGAGACCACCCGACGCCCGUAGUUACAGUGAAGUGCGCACGCUCGGCUAUACUGCCCGCCAAGUCAACAAUAUUGCGCCAAUAUUGUCACUCGCCUGUUUAUGAAUAUAUUGCCGCAAUAUUAACACGCUUGCGGGCCACACGCUGCUCGUUCAAGCACCUAUCAAUAGUGAUAUGGACACUGCAAUAGAUAUUGGCAUACGCUAUGAGAUGUCAACACAUUAUUCAUAUAAUAUGUGUAUUAUUUUAAUUGCAUAUUACCGUAUCCGUAUAGUAUACUCACUCGUAUAGAUUAUCUAUUAAUGUUUUCACAGCUCAUGCUAUGUAUGUCAGAUGACAAUUUUAAUUAACAUAUCAGUGCAAAACAGUUUUAAAACAAUAGUGUUACAAACCAAAGACAAUUACAGCAUAAUUAGUGGAAUACAUAUUAAUAAACAAUACAUUUUAGCAUUAAAAGGCGUCGUUUAUACGAAUGAUUCCGUAACGGUUGUCCGUGUGUGUGUGUAGUGAUCUAAGUAAGUGUCAAAGAAAAAUAUUCCUAUGACGGUGAAGUGAAAGCGCGUGGCCUAUUUGUAACAAAUGUUUGGAAUAGUCGUCGAAUUCAAAGACUUAAUGGUACUAUUUGUACAAAUAAGCCACGUGUGGUGACGUCUAUUUGUCGUUUUAUUUCCACCCUCGUCGUGGAAACAAUACGUCGAAACAUCGACGAUUGCCAUACAAAUGCAGCGCAAACAUUAGUAAUGCCCAUUAUGUUUUGUUUGUCUUCGAGGACACCUUACGAAGUAGUCGCGCAUUUUUUUUGUAUGGUACGUCAGUCGCGUGUUUCGUUACGUCACUCGAGGGAAGGUAGUUUUCAUAGUCGAUUCUAAUUUUUAGGAAUUCUGGACCAAUAGAAAUCGGCAAAUGAUAUUUCACUGAAUUCUAUUGCAAUUGUGAUUAACUUUCCUAAAAACUACUACAGGUAGCUUAGAUGUAUGUAUUUUAUCUGCAGAAUUGCUACGGCAGGGUUGUUGCCAAUUUUUGGAAGCAAUAUUUUUUGACAUUGCUAUGUGACAUUUGUUUCCAAAAUCAACCAGAUUUACCGUAGUCAAACUGUAUGUAGAUAAUCCAAAGUAUGUGUAUAGUAAGGCGCUAGGGGACGCGCUGGAUAAGAUUUGUGUUCGAGUUCCGUAUUGUACAGUAUGGAGCGUACACAACUAUUAACUGUGUAAAUAUUUUCCUGAUUUUAUCAGAUGUGUCUUACUCCCAAAUUGAAUCGUUAAAAUAAACGAUAUUUCCGUCUCACUCACGUUUAACACCAUGGUUUUUAAAUGCUUUUAUUAGUCAUAAUGACUAAUUCUUAUUACCCCAUUUUUAGGGUGGCCAAUCCUAGAAUGGAUGUCGCAGGCAAGCCAUCAUAAUAUAAAUAGAUCAUUCUUGAUUGAGACACAUCUGUAUGUAUAGCACUUAGAAGAUAAUAAAUGUGAAAAAAGAUAAAACUCUUAAAAAAAAUCACGACGCAACAGAUUUAAAUAUGGAUUGAAUGUGUACAUACUUCAUCCAAUUUAAUUAUUGCGUGAUGUAGUUCCUUGAUAGCUGUAAAAUAGUUUAGGCGGACUCCGUUAUAACGAUUUCGGUAACAAAAACAUUUUAGAUCGUAUUAAAAACGUACUUUGGAAUUCUAUUGAUUAUUACCUGUUGUCCAUAAUGUUAUUUGAAUAUUAUGAAAAUAAAAUUUUCAUUAGAACUUCUUUACUUGAAAAUUCUUUGUAACGGAGUCUGAUUGGGCAUCUUUUGUUUGCGGAUGAGUCAGGAAGAAGACGAAAUUAUUAGUGUAAAAAAUUUGGAGCUCGUAUGCGACGCGACGUUGCUCCAUGCGUACACCGCGCGUGUAUCGUUUAAUACUCGGCUUAGACAAAUUGCCAGGAAACACACGGGUAUAUACAGAGUGGAAUUUUGUAAUGCCACCUGGAGGGAAAGUACUCUUAAUACUGUAGAUAGAAAAUUUUACUCAAAGGAAACAUUCCUUUAUUUUUGAAAAGAAAUAGAAUUGCAUUCAAAGAUUUCUAAAAAUUUGUUUGCCACACCCGGGAAUCGAACCAUUAAAAUUUGUUAAAAAUUACACCCUGUAUUUUUAUUGCAUCGAUCGUUAGGGUUAAGUAUAAGGAUGAAAUCUCUUCAUCAAACUUGAUAAAUCAAAUGAAAGGAAAACCAUGAAAUCUUGAGUUAUUUUCAUUAUGUACAGAAAAUUGUAUGGUAUAGUAGAGAAUUUUCUAAAAAUUUUCAAAAAUCUUUGAAUGCAGUUCUCUUUCUUUUCAAAAAUAAAGGAAUGUUUUCUUUCAGUAAAAUCUUCUAUCUACAGUAUUAAGAGUACUUUCCCUCUAGGUGGCAUACAAAAUUCCACCCUGUAUACAGGCAUUGUAUCUACUGUGCGAACCCCCUUUCAAGACUUGUGGGUCGUAAUUCGAGUUACGGCUCAACAGACGUAAGACUGAAGAGCCCGGGAUUGUGCCCAAAUAAAUAAGAACCAAUUUUAGGCUUUCAUGGAUCCAACAUAUUCGGACAAUAAAAAGAUGCGAAGACUACUUUCGACGACUGUAUCACUUGCGUUGGUGCUGCUAGAUUUUAGAUACAAAAUUACCUUUCAAAAUGUAUGAAUUUCGGUUCACAGAAAAAGUUGAAAUUGAUUCGCGGCACCAACGACUAAUUUUAUCGAGACGUAACUUAUAGUGAAUGUUUUAUCUAAUCGAAGGAAUGUAUGCAUGGUCUAUAAUAAUAUAAAAUAUUGUUCUAUGUUCGAUGUUAGGAUAAGGGGCAUAGUGGAAAGAUGAAAAAUAGUGAAUAGAUUUCUUGAGCGAAUAAAGACACUACGUCUUGAUGAAUACGACAGUGAGUAGAACGCAAGCACCCAGCGCCUCGCUAGUCUGUUCUAACGUCGCUGACUGCAUUUGUUAUACCACUCUUGUUCCUCUUUCCACUAUAGCGGCACCACCUGUGCGACAAGAAAUAUGUGAACUUGUUUCACGUAGUCUUGUAUAACUUGAUAAUUAACAUUUACUGGCCUAUAAUCUAAGUAAUCUUUAUCGUCUGAUUAUUGGAUUACAAAAAUACAGCUAUUUAUUACAUUUCUGUGAACUGUAUUUUGGACGAUUCUUUUUAAAAUUAUUAAUUAUAUGUAUUAAUCAUGUCUCGCACUAAAUUUCAAUGUGUAAUUUUUUCGUCAGUUCAUGGUCUUAACAAUAUAGGUGUAAUUCAUAUACUUACAUUAUAUCCUUAAUAUUGGUGUUGAAUGUAAAUUUAAAUAUUCAAUAUUCUUGCUGUUUAAUUAAAGUAAGAAGUGCUUCAUACCAAAGCUAUCUGUUCCUUAAAUAUUUAAUUUUCAUGGGAAUUCACUCGUGAUAAUUUGUCCACUUACGCAUAAUUUCAUAGAAAAAGCCUAUUUCUUUUUUGUUUGCUAAACUAAAUACCAUACAUGUUGUACAAUAGGAAACAUUUCUUAGCAAAUAUUGUAUCUUAAGUUGGAUGUAUUCAAUUCACGCUUAUGUCGAUGUGCGAAUAAUUUUCAUACAAUCUCAAAUAAAAUAUAUUUCCUAUUUGUGAAGCUUCAUAUAAGAAUUCAAUGUCCAUAAUAUAGAUAUUAAAUAUUAUCUACCGCUUAGUUUAUACGAGUGAUCCCUUGUAAUAUUAGAAGUGAAAUAGUUACUUUACGCCUCCCGUAAAUAAAUCGCCGCGCCGUCGCGUCGUCAACAUUUUAAUAAUUUUCACUAUGUUUAAUUCAGUUUAUGAUGGCAAAAAGAUUAUUAUACACUUUGUUUUUCUACACAAAGUACUUAGCAUGCGGGUAGAAAAUGGUGCGAUGUAUACGAGUACAGUUAGGAUCAUAAAAUCACCUUUUGUAUUCAUGCCCAAAUUAUCCAAUUAGUGCCGUCUUUUUAGCGUAUAAUAAUUUAAUUAAGUUUAAAGUCUUAUAUUUUUUUACAUUUUGGUUUAGUUUAAGCUACAUUGUAAGAGGUUACUUUUUUACAUUUUAAAAGUGAUGAAUGAUUCAUCACUAACUCUUAACAAUGUAUAUUUACGUUGAUAUACAUUUUUAAAUAAAAUCUUGGGAUUUUAUUGUGUAUUUUUAGUGCGCAUUGAAGCAUCAUAGUGACACGGCAGUAUCUCUGUUAGUCGUUUAGAACCUAGUCUGCAAUUUUUUCAGUAGGCAAACGACUUUUCAUACAGAAUCUUGACUGAAAAAAUACCCAUAAUUUCGCUGCACUUGCUAUUCUGAUAUAUUUAAAACGAAAAAAGAUUUUCAAGCAAGUCUUGACACAAAAUGAAUAAGUUGUUUAUUCUUUUCCGACUAAAAACUGAUAGUUUGUCAUUGAGCAGUGAAGCUUUUAAAAAUAAAGUAAAGCGCGAACAACAUUUGUUAAUAUUUGAACUUCACCACUGCUUCUGAAAAAUAGAACGAGACGACAGACGACUCGUGAUGUAAAUAAAGUAAUUUGUUUUUAAGCUUUUAAAAAAUCAUUCUCGUCCCAAUAAAAUGUACGGAGAUAUUGCUGUGUUGUAUGAUUCUUUACAGUUCGAUUGCAGAUUAGAUUUAGUUCAACGUGUCUGAUGUACCUAUGAUAUCUAUUUAGUUUAACUUUAUAUAUUAAUGUCAUUCAACACAUACAUAUCGUAUAAUUUUGCUCGUUAGUGAUCAAAUCUUUUUUUUACCCGACUGCGCCAGAAAGAGGGUUAUUAUAAUGCAAUGUCAUAUUUAAAAAAAAUAUUUGAGUUUGUGUUAUGGUGCUUAGGUUUUCUAUUAAUAGUUUAGAAAAGUUGUUUCCAAAAAUUAAAAAGAUCGAAUAAUUUCACGUAUCUUCUCUUGCCGCUCAUGGCAGUUAUACCAUUUACUUUUGACACUGAGGGUGCCAUGGACGCUGGAGUUCAAAUCGAUGCAGUUUACACUGACUUCAGCGAGGCAUUCGACACUGUUGUUCAUUCAUCAUAACAUUACAUAUGUAUGUACUUAUUUAAAAACAACAGUUACAUGCAGUGUCGGGUCCCUUGCUGAGUUAGUUUAGGUUUAACUUUUCAAUGGGAGAUGGAAAAUAAAUGUACCGUAGUGAUAUAUCUCGUCUACAAUUUUUGCAAAACGCUCGUCUCCUAAACUCAUAUCAAAAUGACCACAAGACUGUUAUGAAUAGUGCCAAAAUUAUGAACACACGUGUGUUUUAAAGUCAGUCCAAUCUGCAAUCGAAUAUAAAGGAUAUUAUUGAUUUUAAGAUAACCUAGUUUAAGGCCAAUAUAAACUUGUAAUGAAGUGAUCUCAGUCGAUUGUGCUGGUGAUGGUGACCUCGGUCUCCGAAGUCGAGCGCGUGGUCUUAAUGGAAGGUAUACCGAACCACACUCGACAUCGGAAUUCCUAGGUAAUGUAAGGAAAGUUGAAAGAAAAGUUGGGGAACUGUAUGAUACGGCGACGUUUGACAUCUUCGACACAGAACAGCAAUUUGUACAAUUAGUUAAUCCUAAGGUAUACCUACCUCUUUUUUAUUUGACGUUAAAAUCAUGUGGAACGUUUUUUUAAAUCUAUUUGUUCUUUAUUUUACUUGUUAUAAGUUUGCAUAGUACUUACGAUAUUACGUAGGAGUCCUGUGUCGCAGGUAGUGAUCAAGCCGUCUCAUAAUAAAAAUUGACUGAUUGUGUGUAAUUAACUAGAUGUAACACCUGUGCACCCAUUUAUGUUUCAAUGUGGUAACUGCAUUUAUUGUUAAAUCUUUACAGUCAAUUAGGACAGGCUAUAAGACCCUUGAAUAAAUUACAUCUGGAAA